Molecule: messenger RNA, 944 nt
Organism: Alosa alosa (allis shad)
Lineage: Eukaryota; Metazoa; Chordata; Actinopteri; Clupeiformes; Clupeidae
Product: protein CFAP95-like
Exons: 6
Coding region: 182-775 (197 amino acids)
Cellular component (GO): plasma membrane
Source: RefSeq, a predicted model, not a curated record
ACAUAGUAGGCAGCAAAGAUUCUAGAACAGAGCUCUGUUCUAGAAUCUUUGGUAGGCAAUAGGCUAUUCAUGUUUAUGACAAGUUUCCAUCAGUUCUGAGAUGACAGUAAUAUUAUGACAUCAUUGUCAAAAAGUUCAGUGUGAAACAGGCCUAACUGAAGGACAUUGCAAAGUCCCAAAGAUGCAUUACAGCCGACCAACUCUUGUUUUGAACUGGCAGAAGAACAGAGAAGCAGAGCCUAAAGACUAUGAUCUCACAACAUGCCCAGAGGGAAAGAAAUACCUUCAUAAAUCCACAUAUAAACAUUUUGGGACAUGCAAAGAUGCAGACUGGAGCACCACAACAGAAACCCAGAUGUCUCAGUAUCAGCUAAAGAAAAUGUGUGAAACCGAGACCAGAGCAUUGAUGCCAGCAGUGCACCACCACACUGCGAGGAUGGACAGUACAACUGGAUCAGUGGGAACACAGUACAAUAUUGUCUUACCUCGACACCCCCCUGGCCAUAACAAAAUGGACUUUGAGACCACGUACACGCUGGAUUAUCCCCCUCCACUCAAUCUCAGGCAGGAGGUGGUGGGGAUGGAGGACGCAGAAGAGCGGCCGUCCGACUUCCGCAGGCGUCAGUCCGAGUUCACAGACCUGGCAGGCCACAAGCGCAGCGGCAGGAACACUUGGCAGGACGACGUCGGAGAGCAAGGAAGGGUCAGGGUCAGAAACAAGCACCGGCAGGACACACACAGCAACAACCUUUUCUGCCCACACAGCGCUCAGUAAUACAUGGAUUAGGUCCUAGCUCUGUUGCUGUGCCUUAUUUUCCUCUCUGGCGUGUUUGCUGUGGUAAUGAAGCAAAAUCUCUCACAACAAAGCUUUGUUGUCAAUUCAUUAGACUUAAAGUGUAUUAAUAAAAUCAUUGAUCAAGCAAUAACAAACCUUUAGACUGGGA